AUGGAGAAAGGACCUGAAUCUGGAAGGCAGUAUCCCUUAUCAAACUGGUUGAGUUAUAAUAGAUUGUCUCCUUCACAGAGAAAGUACACAUUAGCACUAUCCACCAUCUAUGAGCUUCAAUCCUUUGCCGAGGCAUCUCAACAUCCAGAUUGGUGUCAAGCCAUAGAUACAGAGUAUCAGGCUCUUAUGGGACAGAGGAAAGGAAAAAGGCCCGACUUGUGGCUAAGGGCUUCACACAACAAGCUGGGCUUUAAGCAAUCAAAAUCUGAUUACUCCUUAUUUAGCAAACAAAAUGGCCGCUCUUUUACUAUGCUACUUAUCUACGUAGAUGAUAUUAUCAUAGGUGAAAAUAAUUUACAUUAUAUUGAGGAGUUCAAGAAGAAAUUGAAUGAUCAAUUCAAGCUCAAGGACUUGGGGAUUUUAAAGUAUUUCCUAAGGCUGGAGAUAGCUAGAACUUCCAAAGGCAUAUCCAUUUGUCAAAGAAAAUAUGCUUUAGAAAUAUUGACAGAUGCUAGUUAUCUUGGGGCUAAACUAGCAAAAAGUCCUUUGCCACACAAUCUGAAGUUAAGCAAGGAUGGAGGAGAAGCUAUUGCAGAUGCUAGUUUAGUGGGAAGGAUACAAUACUUAACAAUAACGAGGCCUAAUCUAUCAAAUGCGGUGCAGGUCCUCGGUCAGUUUCUUGAAUUACCGAAGCGGGCUCAUUUGGAAGCAGCCCAUCAUGUGUUAAGAUACUUCAAGGGAAUGCCUGGACAAGGUUUAUUCUUUGAUGGCAAAUCUGAUUUACAGCUUAAGGGGUUCUACGAUGCAGAUUGGGUCGCAUGUUUAGAUACAAGAAGAUCUGUCACCGGUUAUUGCAUAUUUUUGGGAAAUUCAUUAGUAUUUUGGAAAUCUAAGAAGCAACAUACGAUCUCUAGAUCAUCAGCCAAAGCAGAAUAUAGGUCAAUGGCAGCUGCAGUUUGUGAGUUGAGCUGGUUGAAAAAUAUAUUAAGUGACUUAAGUGUUACGCAUUCUAAAGCUGCAUUACUUUUCUGUGACAACCAAUCAGCUAUACAUAUAGCAAGCAAUCCGAUCUUUCAUGAAAGAACGAAGCACAUAGAAAUUGAUUGUCACCUUGAAAGAGACAAAGUACAAGCAGGAGAGUAA
Molecule: messenger RNA, 1143 nt
Organism: Olea europaea var. sylvestris
Lineage: Eukaryota; Viridiplantae; Streptophyta; Magnoliopsida; Lamiales; Oleaceae
Exons: 3
Coding region: 1-1143 (380 amino acids)
Source: RefSeq, a predicted model, not a curated record